GUUUCUUAGCCGUCAUCGUUCACCACUUUUUCUGCAUUGCGCGACCGCAUACGCACACACUGCUACUGCCCACGUUAUCUUUUCGAAGUCGCAUCACUCUGUACAGCCACACACAACGUUAUAGAAACAUCACGGUUCCAGCCAAUCCGUUUAUUGGCCUGCGUGUCGCAUCGCUGACUCUCGUGGGCUCACCACAAUGUCUGAACCCAUCCCCGAAUCAAUACCCACAUCCGCCGACCCGCGCUCCCAGCGCCCAACGAAGAAGCGCGCGCUUACCCCCCGCUCAGCGCAAGCCUCAGAAGUUGAGGCUCUCUUUGCGAAGCCUGAUCGCGAUAUCUACAUCCCAGGCUCCAGCGCACUAGCCAAGUCAUCUCUACCCCCAGAAAUCGUCGCCAAUGUACAGGGAUCUAGUGCAGGUGCGGGAAGUGGCGAGUUCCACGUCUACAAGGCGAGUCGGAGGCGCGAGUAUGAGAGGCUGAGAAUGAUGGACGAGGAGGUGAAGAAGGAGGAGGACGAGAAGGAGUUCGCCAAGCGGAAGGAGGAGCAAGAAAAGAAAGACAAGGAGAAGACGGAGAAGAACCGCCUGAAGAGGGAGAAGGCGCGACAGAGAAAAGAGAAAGCCAAGAAGGGUGGAAAGGGCGGAACAGGCAGCGAGGGAGAUGGGACGCCGGUUGCAGAGGACGGCAAGACCAAGAAAAAGUUGGCGCCGAACGCGAAUGUGCUCAAGACUGGCACCGACGAAGAGGCAGACACAAACAACGAAGGUGGAGAGGUCAAGAAUGCGGAAGAGAUUGGACUAGUCAUCGAAGACGACGAUUGAGGGGAGUUUACACAAUUCGGAAGAAUGGCUACAGGAGAGGACAAUAGCAAUUUCAUUUCCGAAAAGCCUUGUUAAGAGCUGAUGGAGAUACUCGUCACAUUUGGGUCAAAAAAGGUGCGAUGACAUGGAUUUCUCACAAGUCUUGGUGCUAACGCUGAGUACAAAAGACU
Molecule: messenger RNA, 990 nt
Organism: Alternaria rosae
Lineage: Eukaryota; Fungi; Ascomycota; Dothideomycetes; Pleosporales; Pleosporaceae
Exons: 1
Coding region: 197-820 (207 amino acids)
Biological process (GO): negative regulation of protein kinase activity
Cellular component (GO): nucleolus
Molecular function (GO): protein kinase binding; double-stranded RNA binding; protein kinase inhibitor activity
Source: RefSeq, a predicted model, not a curated record